Molecule: messenger RNA, 3398 nt
Organism: Phodopus roborovskii (desert hamster)
Lineage: Eukaryota; Metazoa; Chordata; Mammalia; Rodentia; Cricetidae
Gene: CUNH6orf141
Product: chromosome unknown C6orf141 homolog
Exons: 2
Coding region: 261-779 (172 amino acids)
Source: RefSeq, a predicted model, not a curated record
AAAUCGGGUCUAUGGCCAAGGGUAAGAAGAAAAGGCGCCAAGACUGGUUGAAUGGGUGGAAAGUCAUGAGGUCUAAGGUCUGAAAGGAGACCGAGAGGAGACUGGAAUUCUCAGCUAUCCUGGCCCCGGGCUGCUCCUCUAAUCUGUGACUCUCUCAGGCCACACCCAGAGCCGGCACCACCCGCAGUUUUCAGAGCCUAGUUGGAGUUUUCCUGUGAGAGCUGGAGGAACUAGUGUGUGUGAAUGACCCGCUCGCAGGGAUGGAGCCCGGGAGAUCCCAGGGGCGCUCCGGGUACUCUCCGCGCGGGGUGGGGUGUGAGUCGCCCUUGGAUCCCAGCGCCCCGGAUCCGGCGCCGGCGGGGACCAACGGGGAUCUAGCAGCAGCAGGUGGGGAUGUGAGACCGCGGACGCGAGAGAAUUUAGAUUGCCAGUCCUGGGUAAGAGAGAAAGUGCUCUUUCUUCUGCACCCGGAGAGGUGGUUGGGAACACAAACCGACCCUGGUUGCGCAGAGCUGGCGGAAAGCGAGGACCUAUCCCGGACGAUUGGAAACCACUGCCUUUCGGAACCAGAACCGACGCUUUCCCGAAGGCGCAUUGCCACGGUCCCCAGAGCCCAGCCCGGGGACCCCGCAGCCACACCCAGGUCCCUGUUGGUGAGGGUCGUGGAUUACCAGGAGACUCAGGAGGUGCUGCAGACUGCGUGGACCAAGGGUCAUAUGACCACGAGGACCCAGGAGCGCUCUGUGACCGCAGUCACCUUUCGCACCCAGAGUGAGUGACAGUUUGUGGGGCACCGGGGCCCCAGUAGAAUCUGGAUGUGCCACUCAUUGCUAUUCGUCGUCAAGGGACGGAUUCCCGGGGAAGAGUAAACACAUUCCUGAAACUAGAGAAAUGUUUCAGGCCUGUGUUUCGAGAAAAUGCUCGAAGAACCAACUCUCAGCAGCCUUAGAUUUCCGCGGUGGCGUCAGAAUCUUCUCACAGUCGUCUAAGAGAACAAAAGGUGAAGAACAUUUCCCAUUGCACAAGUGUGCCAGGAAGAGCAUCCAAACUUGUCCUCAGUGCUAAGAAAUCUCUCAGAUGACCGGGUCUCGGCUCUUUGACUUAACCUCUACCUCACAGAAAAACAAGUUCAUCUGAAAUUGUCUUUGUUAGAUGAAUUGCAUCUAAGACUCCCAGAGGCCCAUCGGGGCUCAUUGUAACUGGGACAGAUGUCAAAGUCACAUAGCCACAAUGAAUCAGGCUAGUGUCUACCUCUUUUUCUAUUAUUAAUAUGGCUCUUUGACUUAACCUCUACCUCACAGAAAAACAAGUUCAUCUGAAAUUGUCUUUGUUAGAUGAAUUGCAUCUAAGACUCCCAGAGGCCCAUCGGGGCUCAUUGUAACUGGGACAGAUGUCAAAGUCACAUAGCCACAAUGAAUCAGGCUAGUGUCUACCUCUUUUUCUAUUAUUAAUAUGUAUUUUUAAUUUGUUUGAGACAGUAUCUCACUGUGUAACCCAGACUUACUUUGGACUUGGUGUCUAGCCUGUGAUGAUUGAACCUGAGAUCUUCCUCAGCCUCUCACACACUGGGAUGACAGUGUGUGCCAGAAUGUUUGACCGGCACCCCCUCCUUAAGCCCCUUUUCCACACCUGUUAUUGCCUGUGAUAUUUGUUCUAUAUUGUUAUAUUUGUUAUAUAUUGAGGAGCCUUACAAUAUGUUGUCAUAAAAACUCACUGUGACUCUUCUUUUUCCUAAGACUUUUAAAUGUAUUUAUGUAUGUUUGCCUGCACAUUCGUAUGUGUAUAGGGCAUGAACCAGCUGCCCACAGAGAGUAAAAGAAGGUACUAGAUUCCCUAAACUGGAGUAUAGGUGGUUGUGAUUCUCCAUGUAUAUAAUGGAAACUGAGCCAGGGUCUCAGUAAGUACAGAAAGCGUUCCUAACCACUGAACCAUUUGUCCAGUCCCCCAAAUGUCUCUUAACAGAAGAAAGAAUAAGCUUUAUUUUUAAAAUAAAUUGUUGGGGCCCAGUGUGGUAUCAUAAGCCUUUAAUUGCUGUAAUCUAGAGGCCUGGAGGUAGGAGGAUCUCUGGGAUCCUAAGGCCUGUAAUGAAACAAAACAUAAAAAGAAAGGAAAUGAGAAAAUAUUUGCUCAUUUAGAAAACAAUUACAGAAAUAUUAUGGGGCUAGUAAAGAUAGAUUAAAAGACAACCCGUAUCUCUUUUCAUAUUUAGUAUCUCUUAAAUAUGGUUUCAUUUUCAUUUUCUUCCUGUGCAUUCCUUUUUUGUUUGUUUGUAUUUUGAGAUAGGGUUUCUCUGUAUUGCGUUGGAGCCUGUCCUGGAACUAGCUCUGUAGACCAGGCUGGCCUCGAAGAAAUUUUCCUGCCCCUGCCUUCUGAGUGCUGAGUGCUGGGAUUAAAGGCGUAUGCCUUUAAUGUGUAUUCUUAUGCUGACACAAAACACAGUUCUCACCUCAAAGGGAAUAAAAACUAGUUCAUUGUAAAACCAAACACUAGUGACCAUGGCCCAGGAACCCACUAAUUCAGGUUAUGCUCAGACCCAUGUGCCAAUUUAGUUUCAUGACAUUUUUAUACUAUAAGAAUAAUAGAAUACUUCAUGAAUUCACAGGCUCUUAAAAUACACUGGUGGAAACAUCAGGUAGGUGGGUACGGCAAAUUGAGACAUUUCUGUUAUAGGUCUCAGAUGCCAUCUGAUGUCAUUAUCAGCCUUUGGGUGGGUAGAAGCCAAGAGUCUGUACUUUCCAAGAAUGUUAGAUCACACAUAGAGGUGGACUUACAUUAUCCAAGAUAUAUUGGGUUUUGGCCUGCAACAUCCAAGCUCUCUAUAACCAUUUAAGUCAUAAUCAGUUAAUUAAUUAAUUAAUCAGCACUGUAGAACACUUAACUCAAAGCGUGGCUUUCCUGUAUUAGUUUCAGCUACUGUGUAUUGUGUAUCUAUGCAUUUAUUUUAUUGUGAACAUAUGGUCCUGGUGUAACCCUGUGUAUUUGCAGAGUAAUGCUUUUAUGUAAGUGUGUUGCUUGGCUAGCUGGGUAGUUGGUAAAGAAACAAAACUUUUCCUCCACUUAGUCCCUUUGGUCAUAGAGUUUUAUCACAGCAGCAGAAAGGAACCAGAAUGAUGCGCUCACAUACAGCCAGUAUCACUAGUGAUCCAGCCCCAGGGGCCCCCCAAGCAGAGAAGACAGCAUCUCCAGUCCCCUCUGCUCUCACUGCCCUGCUGAGUCAGAGCAAGUUGGCUUUUCCACGAAGAUCCCUGGGUGAUUGACAUUAGAGUUUACUUCAACAUAUCAGUUCCUUAGUACAAUUAAAAAUAUAAUUUAAAAAUUCUUUAUUGUUAACAAUGUCAGGGCAAUAACAAUGUACAGGAUAAUGGAACUGGAGUUCAUAAAAGGGAAUAAAAAGUUUG